This is a messenger RNA of Lachancea thermotolerans CBS 6340, 2007 nucleotides long. RefSeq names its product lipase ROG1 family protein. The record is from RefSeq and is a predicted model, not a curated record. Bases 1 to 2007 code for a protein of 668 amino acids. The transcript has a single exon. NCBI's taxonomy places the organism in Eukaryota, Fungi, Ascomycota, Saccharomycetes, Saccharomycetales, Saccharomycetaceae. Gene Ontology annotation, molecular function: monoacylglycerol lipase activity.
AUGACUCAAGAUGGGAUCCUUUACCAUGCCAAGUCAAGCGUGAAGGUAGGGGAGGUCGAGCGCUACGUUAUUACUUACCAGCUCUACGAUGAGGACGAAGGACUGCCGGCAGAUCUCUCACUUAAUUCGUUAUGGCUCAAGGUGCGAAACCUUGAAAACUUCACUUUCAGAGCAGCGUAUUUAAUGGGGCCGUAUAUUCUCUACUGUGAUGUUAGAACAGAAGAUUACCACCACUCUCAAAGGCUAUUUGUCUCAGCAGAUCAACCAAAAUUCGAGCCCAUGCUACAGCCUCAACAAGACUUCAUCGCCGAACUGUCACUACACAACCUAAAAAAGACCUAUGUUUGGGUUGUCGAUGUUGUGAGCCAGAUAAUUUUCACUAAUACUACACAGAUCGGAUUUGAAGUUUCGAUCGGAUCGUCAAAAAAGUGUCUUUCCAAGUCGUCAGAUUGUGAUCCAAUGGUUGGUUCGUGCUCUCCAAAGCUGAACGUAACUAAGCUUAAUACUCUUGAUAUAUGGAACCUUCCCAACCAACUUUCAACACACGCGAGCCAAAAGGAACAUCUGGUUUUGUUGACACAUGGCCUACACUCAAAUGUGCCUGCAGAUCUUUUCUAUCUCAAAGAACAGAUCGAAAAAUGCCAGAAGUAUUAUGCAGACGAACAGAUCGUUGUUAAAGGCUAUGAUAAGAACGUGUGCAAGACUGAAAAGGGCAUAAAGUACCUGGGAACUCGAAUGGCGGAGUACAUUGUCAAUGAGCUCUAUCAUGACCGUGUGGUAAAGAUAUCUUUCAUUGGUCAUUCAUUAGGAGGCCUCGUGCAGACCUUCGCUAUAGCCUAUAUCUCCGUCAAAUAUCCAUGGUUUUUUCAGAAAGUUGAGCCAAUCAAUUUUAUAACACUUGCAUCCCCCCUGUUAGGCAUUGUGACAGACAACCCAGCGUAUGUCAAUAUACUUCUCUCUUUUGGUAUCGUAGGGAAAACAGGGCAAGAUUUGGGCCUCAAAGAAUCUGGUAAAGAUGGCAAGCCGCUGCUCUAUUGUUUACCAGGUGAACCAACUAAAAGAAUUCUGAAAAUGUUUAAAAGACGAACACUGUAUGCAAACGCUGUUAAUGAUGGUAUUGUUCCCCUGUACUCGGCAUCGCUCUUGUUUGCGGAUUACGAAGGCGUGGUCAACCAAUUAAAAGGGAUGCCUGAGUUUCAAGACAAACUUAGGACGACCGCUCCUGGAGAUUAUAUCAAAAGAAAUUUCUUGUCACCGUUGACCAAGGCUAUCAGUAUUUGGGCGCCGCAAAAGUUUCCAGAAGAAACCGAAUCUAAACUUCCUAAGGUGUCCGUCAUAGAGUCUGCAACUUCAGUGCUGAUUCCACCUUUACCGGAUAAAGCCUACGUAAUGGAUCCUAGUUCUCGAGAAAACGUUAUAUUACAUGACAGAAUAUACUCCGAAAAAGAUAUUCCUCCGAGAAACUCGCAGUCCGAAAAGGAUCUGAUUGAAAGCGAGAAUGUCCUUUUGAAAGCUUUUACUAUGUCUUCAGAGAAACACAACCAAACUUUAGAGGAAGAUAUUGCUAGAAAGUGGCAUGAAGGGCUUGUUUGGCGCAAGGUCAUUGUAGGUUUGAAACCCGAUGCCCAUAACAAUAUCAUCGUCAGAAGAAGAUUUGCAAAUGCGUAUGGAUGGCCCAUUAUAGAUCAUCUAACUCAAAAUCAUUUCAACGGCGCGGAAAGCGAAACUGCUGCACAUGGAGAAGCUCAGGAUAGAGGAACAAGUUCAUCUCCGGUACAAGAAAAUGAUGAGAAUAAAGAUAUUGGUUGGCUUGAUGGUAUCAGCAAGCCCUCGAUGUUUGAUGUCGGUCCAACAGGUAUGAUCUCAACAGUCGGUGAAAUAAUCGAUUCUCUGAGUAAGAAUAACUUUUUAUCGAAGAAAAGCACCACAGUGCACGACUUGCCAGCCGGGCCAUUUGAACAGCAAGAUCUCUUCAGUUAUGAAAUGGAAGAGAAGGAUUUGGCCUGA